Triplophysa rosa is the source of this 1310-nucleotide messenger RNA. Its product is annotated as L-rhamnose-binding lectin CSL3-like. Lineage: Eukaryota; Metazoa; Chordata; Actinopteri; Cypriniformes; Nemacheilidae. The record is from RefSeq and is a predicted model, not a curated record. Bases 59 to 700 code for a protein of 213 amino acids. The transcript is spliced from 9 exons. Gene Ontology annotation, molecular function: carbohydrate binding.
GGAGGAUUCAGAAGAGUCUUCAUCACAUCUUGAUCUCACACCUGUCUGCAAAUUCAACAUGCUGCAACGAGAGCUGAGCGUCCUCACCUUGUUGGUGCUACUAUGCCAGCAAAGUGUCAAGGCAAAAGACCUCAUCGCCUGUGAGGGAGAAACUGCCAAGCCCACCUGUGCAAAGGGAACCAUUAAGGUUCUUUCUGCCAAUUAUGGGCGAACAGACAAAACAGCCUGCUCUACUGGAAGACCUGCUAACCAGCUCUCAAAUGUUCAGUGCAGACAGAGUACAUCCCUAAGUGUGGUGGCCAAACAAUGUGAUGGAAAACAGGAUUGUUCCAUUCCUGCGACUAACAAAGUUUUCAGUGAUCCAUGUGUUGGGACUUACAAAUACCUGAAUGUGUCCUACACCUGUUCCCAAGGAAAAACAGUUAUAAUCUGUCAAGAUAAAAGCAGUGACAUUAGCUGUGAGGGACGUCGCAGACUUCACAUUCACUUUGCUAACUAUGGGAGGAGAGAUAAGGUGACCUGCCCUUGCCGGGAUCCUAAAGCCAUGUCCACCAUGUGCAUCUCCUCUGAGACCAGGAACCUGCAAAACAAGUGUAAUGGAAAGAAACAUUGUCAACUACAUGCUUCAAAUUCUAAUUUCAUUGAUCGGUGCCCUCGCAUCCAUAAAUAUUUGGAGGUGUCUUACAGUUGUGAAUACUGAUGAUAAACCCAGCAAUGUAAACAUCUGCACAUCUUCUGUGACCUUUUAUUGAGCGCGAAAAAAAAUUCAUAGACUCAAGCAAUUUAAUAACAUAUAUGCCCGGUUUCACAGACAAGGUUUAAGCCUAGUCCCAGACUAAAAUAAAUAAUUGAGCUGUCUGAAAUUAAAAUAACUUGAAAUAUCUUCAAAUAUGUCAGUGCCAUUGUUUUGUCUCAAGAUGCAUACCAGUAAUGUUUUUAUCUAAGGCAUUUUUAUAAAAGUGACUUAAAUAUCCUAAUUUAAAUAUAGGCAUAGUCCUGGCUUAAGAUAAGCCUUGUCUGUGAAACCGGGCCUUAACAUAUUGAAAGCAAAUUUUCACUAGUUUCACCCAUUUAUGUAGAAUCUGAAUGUUAUACUUAAUAUAAUAGUACGGUAACAAUAUUUAGACUCACACAACAAAAUAUCUAGAUGUUUGAUUAAGUAAAACUAAGUAAUAUCUGAAUAUUGUAAGGAAACUGUAUGAAAUUUAUAUUUUUCAGUUUUUUUUCCUCAUGUCUUUUAUGGUCCUAAGGUUUGUUCUGUCCUGAUAUAAUCAGCUAUAUCUAUUCAAUAAAUUGCUUUUAAUUGCAAA